Molecule: messenger RNA, 1506 nt
Organism: Mya arenaria
Lineage: Eukaryota; Metazoa; Mollusca; Bivalvia; Myida; Myidae
Exons: 9
Coding region: 1-1506 (501 amino acids)
Biological process (GO): urea transmembrane transport
Cellular component (GO): plasma membrane
Molecular function (GO): urea transmembrane transporter activity
Source: RefSeq, a predicted model, not a curated record
AUGAGCAGUUUUAUAUUUAAAAACAGCAGCGAGUGCGCUUCUGUUGCAAGAGGGGCCGGGCGACCUGGACGGCAGGGAAUCUCGCCGUCCGUCGAGGUUUCCGAGACGUUGUUCCUCGUGGUUGGCUUCGGCGCGUUCUCGGCGGUCGUCGCCAUUCUGUUUGUCUUCAUCCGGACCAAGGUCUACAAGGACAAGAAUACAUUGGACACGGCGUUUGACGCUGGCGGAAAGGUAAGCGUUGGACUGACGGCGACCACCAUCGUCUCCCAGUGGACGUGGGCGUCCGCUCUUCUGUACUCGCCCGUCACCGCUACUCAGUUCGGCAUCAGCGGCCCCUAUUGGUACGCGGCGGGCGCCACCAUCCAGAUCCUCCUGUUUUCAAUCGUCUCAGUGAAGCUGAAGACGCGGGCACCGGGCGCCAAGACGUUCCUCCAGGUGAUCAAGGCGCGCUUCGGGGCCGCAACCCACAAAGUGUUCGUCUUCUACGCCCUCCUCACUAACCUUAUUGUGAUCGUCAACUGCAUGCUCGGGGCGUCUACCAUCCUGUCGACGCUGACCAAGGACAUGUCGGUUGAGUACGCCGCUAUGCUGACCACGUUCGCCGUGGGGACGUACACACUGAUUGGGGGCCUGGGAGCCACGUUCUACGUUUCGUUCUUCAACACCGCCAUUAUCUGCGUCACUAUGCUCACCUUCGUCAUCAAGGUGUACGACUCUGGAGAAACCGGGACUGGGCCUCUCGGUUCGUCUGACUCGGUGUACAGUCUGUUGUCGUGUAUCCAGGGACCGGAAGGGAACGAGGACAAGAGCUACUUCACUCUCAAGUCCUCCGGGGGAUUUAUGUUCGGGCUAAUCACCAUUACCAGUUGUUUCAAUGCAUGUUUCGUGGAUCAGGCGUAUUGGCAAAGCUCGGUUGCGGCCAAGCCUCGACAGGGCGUAGUCGGGUUCCUGGCAGGCGGGCUCGUGUGGUUCUGUAUCCCUUUCGCCAUGGCAACCACUAUGGGUCUCGCUUACGUCGCCCUGAGCGUGCAGCAGGACCUACCGCUCCUCUCCGACCAGGACAUUGAUAAGGCCCUGGUGACGCCGGCCGUGGCAGCGAGCCUGUUCGGGAAGGCUGGGGAGCUUAUGGUGAUCGCCAUGGUGGUGAUGGCCGUCGUCUCCACCGGGUCAUCGGAGGUCAUUGCUAUCACAUCCAUCAUCAUAUACGACAUAUACAUGCUGUACCUUAAGCCGUUCCGGUUGAAUCAGGACGCGAACAGCUGUAUCCUGUGCGGGAAGAUGCGCGGCCGGAAGUCCACUAAGCUGGACAGGUGCGCUUGCGAGAGCAUGACCGUAUGCGCCACGUGUGCCUCCGACGACAGCCCCACAGGACUCAAGGUGAUGUACUUCAGCACACAGCUUCUGCAGGUAUCUUGCAUGGAGCACGGCGGAAGUCUGAAUGAUCUCUCUAUCUCUCGGGCGCUUGCUCGUCCUCUGGUCUCUGAUUGCAUGCGUCUCUUCACCUAG